Molecule: messenger RNA, 1274 nt
Organism: Thunnus maccoyii (southern bluefin tuna)
Lineage: Eukaryota; Metazoa; Chordata; Actinopteri; Scombriformes; Scombridae
Gene: dctpp1
Product: dCTP pyrophosphatase 1
Exons: 1
Coding region: 123-680 (185 amino acids)
Biological process (GO): nucleoside triphosphate catabolic process
Molecular function (GO): nucleoside triphosphate diphosphatase activity
Source: RefSeq, a predicted model, not a curated record
ACUGGCGGGACUUGUCCGCAUGCACAGAAAAAGAGGGGACUUCACAUAGUAGCUGGUGUGAGUCUUGUUUACAGAGUUUGAAAUUUGUUUGUACGUGGCACCGUUGAUAAAAUCGUGACAAUAUGAUGGCUACAAGCGGAAAGAAAACUUGUGGACUGACUGACGAUGAGUCAUCGGUGUCCUCAAACGGCGGCAGCAACGGCGCUUUUGCCAGCAACUCACACUCAGCUGCGGUGAACGGAGCUGCACCGGAAGCUUCAGCCCGCUCCAAACUGCAGAAUGGAGGAGCUGGGACGGUGGAGAGGUUUACCUUCAGCUCCGAGCCCACUAUGGAGGAUAUCCGGAGGUUGCAAGCGGAGUUCACGGACGAGCGGGACUGGAACCAGUUCCACCAGCCCCGCAACCUGCUGCUAGCCAUGGUCGGGGAGGUGGGCGAGGUGUCGGAGCUCUUCCAGUGGCGGGGGGAGGUGGCCGAGGGCCUGCCGGACUGGACCGAGUCCGAGCGGGAGCAGCUCGCCCAGGAACUCAGCGACGUGUUGAUUUACUUGGUGGAACUCGCCGAGAAGUGUCGUGUCGACCUUCCCCAAGCGGUGCUCCGCAAAAUGGCCCUAAACAGACUGAAAUAUCCCGCCAGCAAGGUGCACGGGUCGGCCAAGAAGUACACAGAAUAUAAGGACUAAGUUUUGUGUUCAGCGACAGAUGUCAAUCAGGGGACGCUGGUGGCAAUGAUGGCUAGAGCUGCUACUAUCUUCACUGAAAACAUGCUGCAGCCAAACUAUAUAUACUACUGCUGAACUUUUUAUCCCAUGGUUCCAAUGUUUAUUUUCCUGGGUUACAUAUGCUCUUAACUUUUAUGUGUCUUUGUCAGCCUAGUUGCUUCAAGUCAGUUCAGUAAGUAAGGCAAUUGAGGAAUCUUUUGGCUUUAUAGCGGUUAACUUUUAAAUCCAGCUUUUAGCUUUAGUAGAUCAUUGAUCUUCUGAACCUUUUUAAGAAGUUACGUAGCAGCAAAUUAGCGCUUUUGGUUCCAAUAUAGAAGAGGAGUGUGACAGUGGAUUGGGAAGUUGUUUUUAUUGAUGUAGAUGAAUGUUCUCCUGACCAUCACCGACAUGGAAAAAAUGUGGAAGAGGCAAAGGAAUACUUGUGAAUUGUUUUUAUUUUAGUAUAUUUUUGAUGUAUCCUAAUAUCCCAUCAUGUCUGGUUUGGAUCAACUCCUCUUCAGUUUUGUUCAUAUAACAGUUACACAUUUUACCAAAGUAAAAGCUUCUCAAAUUCUG